Messenger RNA from Ostrea edulis (European flat oyster), 10411 nucleotides. RefSeq lists its product as uncharacterized. Lineage: Eukaryota; Metazoa; Mollusca; Bivalvia; Ostreida; Ostreidae. The record is from RefSeq and is a predicted model, not a curated record. The transcript has 11 exons. Gene Ontology annotation, cellular component: nucleus; cytoplasm. The coding region runs from base 1955 to 7195 and encodes 1746 amino acids.
GGUCAAGUGUGCUGGCACGAAGCUCCGAUUAGGGAAAGUUCUGGCUUUCGGUGAAACACCCUCUUUUUAGUUUUCACUUCUUUAUACAACAUGUACCUCCCAAACAUGAUUUAGCAAUAAUGAAAGGUGAAGAUCUAACGAACAGCGGUCAAUCUCAUAACAUCAAGAAAUCCCGUCCGAUCUGAAUUCGUUGGCUUCAAUAGGGCCAUAUUACAUGCUGAUUAAUAGUAGCCGUCGCUUAUCUCUUAAUUGCGGUCACUGAUUUAUAACGGUUUUUCUAUACCGGAGAUUUUGCUAAGAAUUUCUUGGCAUGGUAAACGAGUACGGGAUAGCCGAGUUUGGAACGGGAAAUUUGAAAGGGUGGGGUUGGGGGGGGGGGGGGUAGUAAAAAUAAUUUUAAAAAUAUGAACUACUGUAUCAAUACACAUUCUGCAGACAGAAAGGUAUAUUCAAUAUUCUACAAAAUAUGUCGGCAUCGGGAUCGAUCGUCUAAUGUGCAAAGGUAUCACACCGGUAAUUGUCCAAUCAAAAUGAACUUAGUCAAUGGUAGUUCCAUAUAUUUAAAAGAAUGAUUUUUCCCCCUGCGCGAUUCUUCUCAUUUCCUCUUCUUCUUUUCUCUUAAUUUUUGUACCCCUGAUUAGGAAAUUUUGUGUAAUUUUCGGAAAUAAUCAGUUGUAUACAAAGGAACUAUUUGAUGUUGGUAGCUGAGGCUACUUCCUGAGAUGCACUCAGGCUGUUUACACACAUGUGAAAAGUGUAGUCUUGUUUGCGGGUACAAACUUUCGAAAAUUCUGCGUAGGAUGUUGUUUUUGCGGUGUCGGCAGACGAGAGGGUAACAAUGAGCAUUUCCAACAGCGUAAUUCGGCAUUAGCGCAUUAUUGGCAUCAAUUUAAACAAGUGAUAAAUUACAACGUUCUCUAACGAUUCAUUCAAAAUAUGUGAAGUGCAAGGGGGGGGGGGGGGUCACAAUUUGUAAUUUUUGCCAUUAAUGUGCAAAAAUAAUUUUCAAAAAUGACCAAAUGAGCCGGUAUGGGGUUAUUUGAGUGUUUUAGUUGAAUACACAAAAAUCAUGACCUCAUGCCAAGAAAUCCCGUCCGGUCUGAAUUCGUUGGCUUCAAUAGGGCCAUAUUAUAUGCUGAUUAAUAGCAGCCGUCGCUUAUCUCUUAAUUGCGGUCACUGAUUUAUAACGGUUUUUCUAUACCGGAGAUUUUGCUAAGAAUUUCUUGGCAUGCUCCUAUAAGCAAUACAAAAUAGAUAGUUGGGCAAACACGGACCCCUGGACACACAAAUGCUAAAUGCUAAUGACAUUCUUUUCUUUUUUUUUUUUUUAAUUCUUAAGAAAUCUUGGCAAAUGUUUCUUUACAGUCCUAUGAAAUGCGCGCGCAUUCGUCUCACUCUAGAUAUAUAAACAUGUAUAUAUACUAACACCGUGUUUUGUGACGGAAAUAUUGAUACGAGUCGUAGCUUACUUCUCGAAGAUGUGGUCGAUAAAUACAGUUAAAAGGAGAGAGUUAAAAGGAGAUUGAACAUAUACACUAUUUGCAUCAUUCUUCAGAGUGGAUGCAUUGAGCCAAACAGAAAGUGCAAAAUAAUAGAGAAAAUGAAAACUUCAUCAGAGAGAGAGAAAGUGAAAAAAGUUCAUCAGAAAGAAAGAAAGGGAAAAGUUCAUCAGAGAGAGAGAAAGUGAAAAUAAAAUCUUCAAAGAGAGAAAAGGGGGGAAAAUUUAUCAGAGAGAAAGAAAGUAAAAAGCUUCAUCUGAGAAAGAGAAAGUAAAGACUUCAUCAGGGAAAGAGAAAGUAAAAUUUUGAUCAUAUUAAGAGAAAGUAAGAUUUCCAUCAGAGAAAGAGAAAGUAAAAACUUCAUCAGAGAAUGUAAAUAGUUCAUUGAGUGAGAGAAAUUAAAAAGUUCACCCGAGAAAGAAAGUGAGAAAAAGUGAAAAUUUCAAACAAGGAACAUGGGGGUGUCAAAUAUUUUAAAGAAAUUGAAAUCACUCUCAUGUGUGGCAGUUGAUGAUAAAGAAAAGAAUCAUAAUGAUUAUGAUGAUGAAAAACCAAAACAAGAGAAGAAAAAUGUAUCAGAAGAACAAACAAAUAGAAUAGUUGUAACUGUAGAUGAAUACGAGUGUCGCAUCAACACAGAAUGUCCAGAAUACCGGCUAAAUCUUCAGUUGGGUGAAACACAAUACACAUGCGAGAAGAAAAUUGUGAAAUAUUUUAAUGAUGUCGGGCAGGAGGGAAACUGCUCAUACAGUGAUCAGAAUACCGGAUAUCAUAAAGUUGAAACUUGCAAUCCAUCCAGUGGCCACUGCCUUUCUCAGGAUAAUUCACUGAAUUGUUCAUCUAUAGUUAAAGUUAAAGAAGAUUUGGUAGACAAAGGUUAUUGUUCUCAGGAAACAAGUGGUGUUAGCAAUGGAGAUAAAUUAAUUUCAAAAUGUUCUACCUUUAGAAAUAUGAGUGGUGAUGAUUUUUUUUCUUUUAAACCUGAAGAUUCUUGUGCCUCGAGAUGUUUGAUACCAUCUGAGAAUGCAGAAUGUUCAGACUUGGGGUUUCCGUCUCUUUUAGAACAUGAGGGAAUUCCAUCAGAGCAAUUCCUAACUCAGAUGGAUGAAAACUAUUAUCAAGAAAGUGGUCAAAUGCAAAGUUUGAGGAAAGGAAGUCUCUCAGAGGAAUCAGAUAACGAGCAAGAUAAUGCGAUUAAUGUGACUAAUGCUAGAAGAUCUGAAGGCAGUGCUGCAGGAGAUACCAUAUGGGUCUCACAAUGCCGUGUUUUGACCAGAAGUUCAUCCACACCAACAGACUUAGAUAUUUACAGUACACGAGGUACAGACGGAAAACCAACACAUGCACUAUUCCAAAAUUUACAUUCUUCAGAAGCAGAAAGUGAUAUUUCUAGGCGCGAAUUCAGCUAUUCUUCUUUGUAUUGUCAGUCGUCGAACAUGCUCACAGCAAAUGCAGCUACUGAUUUUGGUUGUCAUUCUGAUAUAUUGUCAUUGAAAAAUAUUUCAUCUUUGCAACUUUAUCGUGCCAGGACAUCGCCUAAGUCGAUGUCACUGCGAUCUCUCUCUGUGUGCUCAGUAAGCAGUGGAUAUUCUUACCUGAAUGUUUCACACUCUGAGCAUUUUCCUCGUAUGAGGAGAGAUUCAAGUUUUGCUUUGUCUGAAGAUGAAGGAAAUGUAAGAGAGCUACAAUUUGAUGAGUUAACAUCUGAAAUUGAUACUAGUGAAAGGAUCAAUGAUGAGGAAAAUGGCGAGGACACUCAGCAACGAGAUAGCGAAUCGAUACUGACAGAAUCAUCGUCAUUGAUGGUGUGUCAUCCUCUGAUGGAUGAAAAUAAUUCUCCUAAAGCAGCGUCUGAGUGCUGCUCUUUGACCUGCAGGUAUGAUGGAAAUACUGAAGUCCAUUUUAAUAUUGAUGAAGUGCAAGAAGAUAUGACGGAAAUACUGCCUGGAGUAAAUUUUGAAAAUUUGAUUCUACGAGAGGAAGUACCGGUCAGCACAAAGACAUCACUACUGAUAAACUGGGAGGAGACUCGGUACAUCGGAGAUGGACAUGCUAAAGAUGUUGGGAUCACUGGUCAGUCGAGUUGUCAAGAUUCUGGUAUGGCUACAUCUGAUCAGGAAGAUAAUGAAAAGCAUGAAGUGAUGGAACAAAUGCUGAAUUCUUCAGAAGAAAACACUGAUAGAUUAUUUAAAAAUUCGCCAAAAGAAUGGUUCACAGGUAAAAUCAUGCAUGAAGAAUUUGCUCUAACUGAAGCAAAGAAAACUACCCCAAAUGAUAUAACUCUAGGAAGAGAAAAAUGGGGCGAAAUGAAAUGGAGAGAAGAUGAAUUAUCUGCUAUCUGUACAUCUGUGCUUCAGAUUAUGAUAAUAAGCCAUCGUUGUCAAAACUUUUCUGUGUCAAUGGAUCCUAUUCUUCAUCAUGGAAGAAUUCCUUGUUCAACAUAUCCCACAAUCAAAAGAGUGCCCUACAAAGAAGACGAGAUCAUCAGGUUUGCAGUGCACAGUCAACUGUGGCAAUACUUUGAUUUUAGAGAAAUAAUCUGGAUUCAUUUUUUAAGUCAUAUGCUCAGUGAAUCCCCAACUGCAUCUGAAUUGCGGUUCUUGCUCCUAAGGCUGUGUCCAUGGCUGUCGCCCAAAGUAUCGUCUAAAUAUACAAUGCACUUAAGCCCGAAGACAAGGAUGUCUUUUUCAAGCAUAUUUCUCACCAAGCUUCUUGCGGGCAGCUUCAACAUUCACACUGUAAAGCCGGAAAUGGAAUAUAUUUUGCUACCAUUACAAGACAAUAGGUGCAUGAUAAAUAUUUAUACAAAGGAUGAUGAUUCUGGAGAUGACGAUGAUGCAUCUGAGGAUUCCUUGUUAACCAGAGAAGGCAGUCUGGCCUAUCCAUUACCUAGGGUGGAAAAUUCCAUUGGGGAAGAUCUAUAUCUGUCCAAUAGAAGAAGGGAUUUUAUAACGUUAGGCAAAUACCUUGAAAUCAUAAAGACUUCAAAUAUGUACUUGCCAAAGAUUGAUUUACAGGAAGCAGAGAAAAAUUGCAGAGCUCUUCAACAUCAGCCACCUAGGUUGGAAAACAGAAGAAUUGCAAGACAUCAUAAAGUUCAAUGCAAGGUCCAAAGUGAUAAAUGGAAGAAAGGUCGCAAAAAAAUUAUAAUAAAGGAAAAUCUACGUGCAAGUCAGCAUCAUAAUAGAAAUUGCUAUGAUGAUACUAAAACACAGCACGAAGCAAAUGGUAAGAAAAAUUGCAUUCCAAGCUUCAUGAUGAAAGAGUCCCAGAAUUGUAAUGCUAAUCGGAAUGAAAAUAAUCCUGGUUCGGUAAAUACCAUAAUGGAUGAUUUUAAUGACGUGGACUCAUCAGAAUGUUUGAAUCGCAGAGUAUCUGUGUCUUCAAGUCCGUCGAGUAUGUGUGGCGUAAUUGUGAAGGUUGAGAGACUCAGCAAUAAAAAGGAAACGCAGAAUCGAUUAAAAUAUCGACAUGAGUUGAACACCAAAGAAAUGGAUAGAAUUCGUAAACAUAUGGUCAGGUUCUUCCAGAGGUUUGAAGCCACAAAACACAGGCAUUCUCUUUCUCCAGUUUCCAUGGAAAAGAUUGACAGUAUGUCACUUCCUGAAAUGCUUUACAAGAUUCAAUCCAUUCCAAAAGGACUUAGUUUUCUGAGGAGGUAUUUGAAAAUCUCCAAGGAACUCCAGCUUGUUUCUGUAGACGUGGACGUUCUUCCAUUUCAACAGUCAAAUUGGACAUACUUUCCAAGUGGGACUGCCUUUGACAACUUCUUUGAGCAAGUAGUAGAGGGAAAUGAUGAUGCGGUUGAAGCACGGAUGAGGUUGGAAUGGUUCAGAGUUACCACUUUCCAAACUUACCCAGCCAAUGUAGGUGUUUCUACUGUCAAACUGGCCAACAAUGGAUUCUACUACACAGGACAUACCACCGAAACUCGCUGUUACUUCUGUCGCCAGACGUAUGACCAAUGGAGUGAGGAAUCGAAUAUAGAAGCCAUACACAGACAGAUUUCUCCGGAUUGUCCACUGAUCAAUGGAAGGGAAACCAACAACAUCCCUGUUCAUGGUCCAAGAAAUGUCCAUGGGGGUAAUCUGCAAAGGCCGGCAACUGAGCAGUUUAGGAGUGUUGAUGAAGGAGAUCCAACACCUGCUGCCAAUACCAUGACCUUGCCACAAGGCCAGAAUAAGCAGCUUCCAAAGCCAUCAGAAGCAGAGGCAUCAGCUGCGCCCACAGAUGGAGAACAAUCAUCCCAGCAGGAACUAGCUUCCAUUCAAACGCCCAGUAAAUCCAAAAUCAAGAGGGACAAGAGAAAGAAGAAGAAGGAGGAAGAAGGAAAGGUGACGGCAGCAGCAGUCAAUGUGGGACAGGGAAGCAGUGGGCAGGUGACCAGUGGUCAGGGACCAGGUGGCCUCAUCAUUCAUGAGGUGCAAGGCAGUCAGGAAGAGCCAGGUCCCUUAGCACAAUCUGAGCCAGUGUCCACUUCCUCUGGCUCCUCGCAGGAGCCUACAUCCACACCAGGACUUUUGGUCAGCGAGGUCCAGCCCCAUUCCAGGCCUCUGGAGGUGAAUCGUGGUGCACCUGUUAACGCCCCCCUGUCAACUCAGUCAAAGGAAUCCGUACAAACAGCAAGUGUACAAGCAACUGCAAACACCACUCGAUCUACACAAAGUUCCGCCAACAGACAUGGUGGUGCUAACCCCCCAGCUCCAUCACAGGGAAGGGCUAACCCCCCGGGUCCUACCUCUGCUGAGAGACUGGCCCAGCUGGACCCUCUGGGAAUAAAUUUUGACAAGCCUAAAUAUCCUUCUUAUGCUGUAUAUUCUACCAGACACAGCUCCUUUGAGGGGUGGCCCUCUCAUAUGGCACAGACUCCGCGAGAAAUGGCACGGGCCGGAUAUUACUACGCAGGAUAUGGCGACUAUGCUCGUUGUUUUUUCUGCGGUGGGGGCCUGAGGAACUGGGACAGGAACGACGAUCCCUGGAUUGAGCACGCUCGGUGGUUUCCCCGGUGCGCCUUUCUGCGGAAUAACAAGGGAGAUAAAUACGUGGCGAGGGUGCAGAGACGACACCAGGAGCAGGAGGCUGGUCUGGUGCCGUCAUCUCAGUUACCACCACCAAUAGACCGAGACCUGGACACGAGUAUAGCACAGGCACUGAGGGAGAUGGGAUACCACAACCCGAUAAUACAGCGAGCCAUGAACAAGUGGAGGGCCAACCUUAUUCCAGGUAGACGACAUCCACCCCCGAUGACUGCUGCUUGUAUACUGGACAUUAUAGAGAAAAUUCAGAAUACUGACCAAGUUCAGGCUGCCCAAUCAGAAAGACCACUCUCUAUACCAGGAAUGCAGAAUAUGUCUGUAGCUGAUGAAUCCCCCCAGUCCUCACAACCUCUAGUGGCCGGCACCAGUGACAGUCCUACAGCCUUAGAAGAAAACAGAACGGACAGCGAUACAGUACCAGGCCAACCUAGAGACUACGGUUACACUCAGAGAGAGACACAGGAGAAGAAGAUUUUACAGGAAGACUUCCUUGGAUUGACAGAGACUUUGGUUUGUAAGGUCUGUUGUGAUAAGGAUGUGGCAGCUGCCUUUCUGCCCUGUGGUCAUUUGGUCUGCUGCCUGGACUGUGCCCCGGCUAUGAGGAAGUGCCCCCUCUGUGACGAACUGAUUAAAGGCACCGUCAAGACCUACUUCUCCUAACUUCUCUGUACAUCUGCUCUUCCAUCAUUUUUGUUCAACAUAAUAUCUAUCCUGCUCUUCCUUCCACCUCCCCGUGGUGAGCAGGGGGCAAUGGAAACCAAUAGAUCGAGUGGAAUUUGUAUAAAAAAAAAAAAAUAGAAGGAUGCAUGGAAGAAAACAUCUUGAUGUUGGUUAAUUAAGGGUUUUUAACAUCAUUGCAUAACACAGUUUUUUCCUGGAGGGGGGGGGGGGGAGGGGGGGGGUGUCCACAUGCUCCUUUUGAGGCUACAUGGACUCAAAACUGUGGUAUAUGAUGAUGAAAGAUGCUGUAUAAUUAAGUAAUGAUUAAGUAAUUUAUAGCAUUGAAUGGUAAUAUCUGAAGCAUGUGACUGCACUGUCAGGCUUAGCUUAAGUUCACUGUACGGCUGUAUUUAUUUUUGGUGAUGUGUUAAUGCUUUAACCAUAGAGAGUGGAUGGAUUUCAUAAAGACAACCUUUUAAACUCAUGAUAAAACAUUAGCAUAUUCUAGAAAGAUCUACUCCCACUAAUAAGCACUCAAAGAACGGGUUCACCACAAGUCUGUUCCAUCAGCUUUAAAAAACCCACCAUUCAUAACUGUCAUAGAUAAGUCUUAGCAUGUACAAUGGACGACAGCAGCACAAUGUACUCUAGGAAAAAUCUUAAAUAGGCAAUUCCAGAUAGGAGGAAUUUAGUUGAAUUGGGAUCUAGCUAAGGAAGGAUCAAGUAAAUUUUAACUGGCGGAUCCAGAGGGGUGUUUUCACAGGUUGGAACAUCCCUUUCGUCAGAAAAUUUGGCUUUAAAAAUGGUAAAAAUAUGCAUUUUAAGGGUGGAAACCCCCCUUCUCAAUACCAAAAUUAAUGGUAGAACCCCUUCUUUCCCCCCUUCUCAAAACCAAAAUUAAUGGUAGAACCCCUUCUUUCAAAUAGUCCUGGAUCCGCCCCGUAGAUUUUAGAAUAUUUUCAAAUUUCAUGUACAUUUUUCUUUUAUGAUCAGCCACAUCUCCAUAUCUUCCACAGCCUUGCUCUAUAUUCCAUUGUUACAUGCUUUUGUAGACCAUGUAGAUUGUGUUGCUAUAACAAUUACUGAUGUUUUUUAGGUGAAUAUGAUGAUUUAGAUGCCUGAGAAAUACAAUAUUCAGGGAGUGAGGUAUUAUACGCCGAGGGAACUAAAUCAUUGUAUUGCCCUCAGAUAUGUGAAUACCCUGUUAAUUUUUAUGCUGUAUGAUUAAAACAGUAUACAAUGCAAAAUAAAAAUGUCGUGAGAGUUACAUUAGACAUUAGACAGCCAAACAAUUAUUUCAUUUCAGUAUGGAAAUUUCCAAUUUAUAUUUAGUUCACUGUUGGAACAAUCAAUUAUUAUAUUUAACUGGAAGGCAAAUGAAAGUGAAUAUAACAUUUUUUUUAAAUUAUUUCUACUCAAAAUUAUUCAAGUCAUCUCAUAGUUUUAAUUUGUUUGAACUUUGAGGCUUCAUUAGACCAGAGUUUAAUCAGGAUUUGAUGAUUUGUUCCAAAUCAACUAGAAUUCUAUUCAAGUGAAGUUUGUUCCAGUCUGAAAAUGUUGAAAUAUUGGUAUGAGUGUACAAAUGUACAAAUAGUUUAUGUAUAAAUGUAUAUGUGUUGAGUAUAUAAGAAUGAGGUAUAAAAUUUCUGAAAAGUUCAUUGGGAUGUAAAUGGCGGUUUGUCCAGGAAUGAAAUCCGAUAACUCCUACAGCGUAAUGAAGUCCUGAAAAAUCCCAUUAGUAUGAUAACGGACAUUGACUUGAAGUUAUCGGGUUACAUUAGUAUGACAACAGACAUUGACUUGAAGUUAUCGGGUUACAUUAGUAUGAUGACAGACAUUGACUUGAAGUUAUCGGGUUACAUUAGUAUGAUGACAGACAUUGACUUGAAGUUAUCGGGUUACAUUAGUAUGAUGACAGACAUUGACUUGAAGUUAUCGGGUUACAUUAGUAUGAUAACAGACAUUGACUUGAAGUUAUCGGGUUACAUUUAUGACAACAGACAUUGACUUGAAGUUAUCGGGUUACAUUAGUAUGAUAACAGACAUUGACUUGAAGUUAUCGGGUUACAUUAGUAUGAUAACAGACAUUGACUUGAAGUUAUGGGUUACAUUAGUAUGACAACAGACAUUGACUUGAAGUUAUCGGGUUACAUUUAUGAUAACAGACAUUGACUUGAAGAUAUCGGGUUACAUUUAAUUGUAUCACACAGUUACACUUCACAAUUUAAAAAUCGCAUUACUUUAUUAUGACAUCACAGUUAUGUGUAGUGAUGUUAAUUAUGACAUCACAGUUAUGUGUAGUGAUGUUAAUUAUGACAUCACAGUUAUGCGUAGUGAUGUUAAUUAUGACAUCACAGUUAUGUGUAGUGAUGUUAAUUGCAAACAAAAGCAGAUAUCGUGCAAAACGUCUACACUUUAAAAUUAUCUAUUGUCACAUAUUACACUCAGUAAUUUUAAUAUGUAGACAUUUUGUUUGUUACCAGCUUUUGUAGUUUAGUUGUAGUGUUAGUUUCUUUUUGUGUUUAGUUUUCUUUUGCAUGUAGAUAUUCUAUCGUCCUGAGGAAGGGACAGAUUGUACCGAAAAUUUGACACUUUACAGUUGUUCGUGUCGAUGUUUGUGUGUUGUAACAUUCCCUAUGUCUUCAUAGUUUAUAUAGUGUAGUUCAUAUAUUGUAUGUACAGGUAUCAUGCAUAAAAAAAAUGCUGAAAAAUUUUUGUAUGUCAUGGCAUGUAUGGUUUUAAAUUACAUGUCGCAUAGAGCAGCAUAUUUACAUCUCGUAGUGUUUUUGCUACAUGUACACUGGUAAAAUUGCAAUUUAUGUUUAACUUAUGAUUUUGUCAUCAUACGGUGAACAUUGGUUUUCAAAAUACAUGCAUGUUGACUAUACUGCAAACUUUAAAAAUAUGAUUAACACAAGGUGAAAAAUUAAUGUUUAAGAUAAUUAUGUUAAACAUGUUGCAAUUUUACCAAAUUACCCAUGUUUAUAUUUGCCGCAAUAUUUUGAAUACUGUAGGUAAAGAUUGUCAUUUAAUGUUUACUUGUUCAUGUGUGUGGGUUUUUUUUUUUAAUUGCCAUGUGCAUAGUGUAUGAAAACGGAGUUGGUGAUUAUUAUAUUCCCUAAUAAUGAUAUACCCUGUACCUAGUUCUGGUUAAAUGACUUAAUUUAAUGUCAGUCUUGAAUAAAGCAAUUGGCCAAUAAAAGCCUUGGGACUUUC